AUAGGAGAGGAGCUUGUAAUAGUGCCAUGAGAGGAGGAGUUGAUUUUCAUGAUGAUUCUAAUGAUAUGAGAGGAGGAGGAACUAGUGUUAGUGUUAGAGGAAGAGGAGCUAAGAGAGGAGGAGUCAGUGUCACUACGAGAAAAUAUGAUUCUACUAGUAUUAACACUAGUACAAGAGGACAUGGAGCUACAAGAAGAGGAGCUAGUGGUCCCACUAGAAUUCUAAGAGGAGGAAAUGAUAUUAAUGAUGAUUCUAAUAUUGAGAGUGGAGGAGGAGCUAGUGUUCCUGUUAGAGGAGGAAGAACUGAUGGUAUUAUCAAUACUACUGAAGAGAGAGAUUAUGUGGAAGGGAGUUGUCAAAAUAAAUGUUGUUUUCAUCCUUUCGCAAGAAAUUUUGUGAUGUGCUCUGAAUGCAACGAUUGGGUACACAGUAUUUGUGCUGGUAUACCUUACAGUAAAGCUCAAGCAGAAGAUUUUAUUUAUGUAUGCCCUCCUUGUAAAAUUUGAACAAUUUUUUUCCUUUACUAUU
Molecule: messenger RNA, 528 nt
Organism: Amphimedon queenslandica
Lineage: Eukaryota; Metazoa; Porifera; Demospongiae; Haplosclerida; Niphatidae
Exons: 5
Coding region: 27-506 (159 amino acids)
Source: RefSeq, a predicted model, not a curated record